AACUAAGAUCAAACAUCGACUGAAAAACACUGUCCAAUAAUUUUCCCCAUCAUUUGUACAGGAAAGGACCUUCUUUCAAAUUGGUUAAAUUUAAGGGGAGAAAUUUUUUCAGUUGCAUAUGUUUGAAUCGUCUGCUAGUCUUUGUUGCUCGGAUACAAAUUGCAAAAAAUCAGUUCACUUUUAAAACUAACAGUUGAUGUAAAGGUAUUUGUUGUGUGACAGAAACCUAUUCUCAAGAUGACUGCAAGUGAUUUAACAUUGUCUUUGCCUGGACUUCAACCUGUGGCUUUUUUUGGCCUGAGGACAGGAGUGAAAGGGAAUGCCUACUUCUUGACUGACCAUGACAUACUGUACCCUGCUGGAUCAGUUCUUGUAAUCCACAAUCACAUUCAGAGACACCAAAAGUUUAUAAAACUAAUAGAUCAACAUGGAAAAGAGCAGCAUUCAAAAGAAUUGCAUCCGAAGGAACCACAUGUAAAGGACCAACAUCCUAAAGAACUGCAUGGCAAAGAUCAGCAUGUCAUAAAGGAGAUUGUACUCAGUCCUAACAGAAAGAUUGCAGCUAUCACUGAGCAAGGAGAGAAGCCACUGAUUACUAUCUAUGACUUAGAAUCCCUCAAGCGGAAGAAGGUUCUCUCAUUACCAGGAGACACUGAAGCACAGGAAUUUAUUUCAUUUACUUUUACAAAUGAUGGGAAGGGAGUUCUGGCUGUAACUGGUGCGCCAGACUGGUCUCUAUAUUCAUUUAACUGGGAAAAAGGGAAAAUGGAAAGCACUUGCAAAGCAACUGUUGUAGGAAAUACUGGAACUGUGGCGCAGGUUGCAGCCCACCCCACAGAUAAUACUACUUGUGUCCUUGUUGGACCAGGACUAUUUCGUUUGAUGAUGGUGACUGAAACAGUUUGGCGCCAAUUUGGUUGGCAAAAGGCUGAUCAAUUACAACUUUCUUGUGUUGCAUAUUUGACUCCAGAGAGAAUUCUUGCUGGUACUAAAGAUGGUAGACUUGUUCUUGUUGAAAACAAUGAAUUAAAAGGUGUAUUUAAAGCUGCUGACAUCAAAGAACUUGAUCCCAAAACUAUAGAUGCGCAGCAGUCAUCUACUAGUUUGACAUCAACAGACACUCAAACAAGCAUUGAUUCAGAAAUACGUGGACUAAUAUCAUUUUACAAAGGAUUUGCCUUCAGUCUUGGGACAGGUUUAAUACAUUUAUUUGAAGUUGAUCCCAAUCAAAUUUACAGAAAAAGAAAUGUAUUUGCAAUACCUACAUCAGAAUUUGACAACAUGUACUCUGAAAAUCUAAAUACUGUACGAAAUCUCUCCAUGAAUAUUUCUCAAGACCGGCUUAUUGCUACCACUGAUCGGUGUCAGCUGUACACCACAAAAUUGUGGGGUCCUGAUAUCAGCCAGGUUCCCAAGAUUUCUAUGAAGUUGUUGGGCCAGCAGUUGCACCAUGGGCCCGUGUCAGGUUUAGCAGUUUGUGCAUGGAAGCCAAUAUUUAUGACUGUGGGUCAGGAAGACAAAACUGUACGUUUAUGGAAUUAUGAAACUGAAACUCAGGAUCUAAUAAAGCAAUAUGCAGAGGAUGUAUUUUGCAUAGCUUUACAUCCCACAGGGCUUUACGCUGUUCUGGGUUUUUGUGACAAAUUGCGUUAUAUGACUGUUCUCAUUGAUGAUCUGCAAGAAAUGAGAGAAUUCCCAAUUCGAAAUUGCAAUACAUGUAGCUAUAGUAACAAUGGGCACAUGUUUGCUGCAGCAAAUGGAAAUAUUAUUCAGAUAUUUUCUACAAUCACCUUUGAAAAUAUGUACAAUCUGAAAGGGCACUUUGGUGAAAUAAAAAGGAUGGUUUGGACACCACAAGAUUUAAAAGUAGUGUCUUGUGGACUAGAAGGAGCCGUUUAUGAGUGGGAUGUGUCAACUGGUACUCGAGUGGGGGAAGUUAUCACAAAAUCCUGCAGUUACUCGGAUAUAUGUGUAACUACUGAUGGAAAAACCAUAUAUAGUGUUGGUAGUGAUGGAUACAUCAAGGAGAUGACAGCCUCUCAGAUUGUGCGAGAAGUUAUUGUGGGUGAUAAGAAAAUGGAUGCCAUAAAAUUAGAUGCUGUUGUUUUGUCCCGAUCAAACCUCAUGCUAUUUACAGCUGGAAUGAAUGGAGCUAUUUACUCUGUAAAGUACCCUCUAACAGAUCCUGCAAUUUACACUGAAUAUCAUGUACAUUAUGGAGAUGUGACUUAUAUGCGACUCACAUAUGAUGACAAAGUACUUCUAUCCAUUGCAAAAGAUGGCUCGGUAUGUAUUUGGAAUCUAACAAACACAGAGGGUAAAACUGUCCAGAUGGAUAAAGACUUCUCACACUCCAAGGAGAUUCUUAUCAGUAGAAACGAGUUAGAGGAAAAAAUACUAACAAUAAAAGAUCAACAAGUACGAUUAAAUGAGUUAGAAACUGAGCAUGCCUACAAUACUCGUAAGAUGGAAACAGAGUAUGAAGAUAAAAUGAGAGAGCUAAAUGACAGUUAUCGUGGUGUUGUUGAAGAGCUUAAAGUCAAAAAUGAGAACUUAGAAGCUGAUCACAUUUUGGAAAUGAACAAAACACAAACAGAUAUAUCAGAGAUGAAAGUAUCCCAUGAACAAGCUAUGCAAGCUCUGGAAACAAACUACUAUGGUAAACUGAUACUUGAAUAUGACAAGUAUACCGCCUUAGAUACACGAAGUACAAAAAUGAGAGAGGAUUAUGAAAGACGUUUGGAGGAAUUGCAAGCAUCUAAAGAAAAGGCACUCUCUGAGCAGGCUGAACAUUAUGAGAAUCAGUUGAGAGUAAAAGAGGCUGAGCAAGAGCAGUUGAGAAAACAGUUAGAUCAAGAAAGGAUUGAGCAUGAGGAUAUAAAGCAACAGAUUGAGGACGAUGCUGAUAGAGAAAUCGUCACACUGAAAGCAAUGUAUGAAAGUCAACUGCGAGAAGAGAGAGACAAUAAUGUUCGCCUAAGAGGAGAAGCAGGUGUCAUGAAGAAAAAAUUAGUCGGGUCACAGAAAGAGGUAGAUGAGUUGAAACACCAAGUGUCACAACUUCAAGGGGAACAACAACAAUACCAACAUGCUGUUCAUUCAUUGGAUAGGGAUGUACUGGAUCUAAAGAAGGAAGUGGUUGAAAGGGAUUCUACAAUUCAACUAAAAGAGAAGAACAUUUUUGAUCUAAAGAAGGCAAAUCAGGAGCUUGAUAAAUUUAAGUUUGUGCUAAAUUAUAAAAUUACAGAAUUAAAGAGUGAAAUUGAACCGAAAGAUUUAGAAAUCAAAGAGAAAAAAGAGCAGAUUCAAGAUAUGGAGCAAGAGCUAGAAAGGCUUCAGAGAAAUAGUGAAAGCAUUAAGGUAGAAAUGAAUGAAUUGAGAGAAAAACUUAUUGGAACAGAGUCAGAACUGCAGACAGAAAAAAACAUUCAUAUUAACACAAAUCGCUUACUAAAACGUUUGUGGGUUGAUCUUCAUAACACUUCCUCCCUAAUACAAUCUCCAAAAGAACUCCGGGAAGCUAUGAAACUGCUGUAUCAAAAGUAUAGUGGCAAUCCAAGUCUCUUACUAAGCAGAGCACAAGACACAGAUGCACAAGCAGAAUUUAUGCGUCAACGGGAGCACUUGGAGAGAACUGUUGCCUCCUUAAAACGACAAGUUUACAAAGGUGGUUUAUCAAAACAAGGAGAUUACGCCAGAAUCAUGGAAGAAAAUAUUUAUUUAAUUGAAGAGUUGAAUUCUGUGCGUGAUACACUCAAGAAAUCUCAGAGUGCACUACAGAAUUUAGAAAUGCUUCUGGGACUAUCAGCAACAAGUAGCUCAAGGGUAUUCAAUGCGUCAGAGCUCCAGGAAAAAUUGAGGAAAGCAUUGAGAGAACGUGAAGAAAGAGAGGAGAGUGGUUCAGAAAAAAUUACUGAAAUGGAGAAAAAGAUGGUGGUUUUACAAGAAGAGGUGGAUCGCUUGAUUUUCAAAUUGAGUAAAUCAGAGAAAGAAGCCUACCUGCAAGACAAAAAAAUUCGUGAUAAUAAGCGGAUUCAGUUUUCUCAAAAGAAGAGUGAAGUGAAGACAGAAGUCUCGACAGAUUAAUUAUGCAUACAAAAUAGACUUACUGUAAGUGUAUUGUAAGUUUCAAAAUAGAGGUGUAUCCAAGGGCAGUUAUUUAAAACUGUCAAAGAUUGAGAAAGCUGGUAAUAACAUUCACCAGAAUUUAAUCGUCAGACACCAUACACAUCAACAAGAAUUGAUCACACAAACACAAACCAAGACCAUUACUUUAAAAAUAAUUGAGCAUAUAAAAAUUACCCUUACAGCAACAUAAGGCAAGUUGUUCUUGAUAAGUCUUAUCACUUCAUUUGUACUAAUACAUAACCCCUAGCACUGUACAUGUAUUUGUUACAGAGAUUCUACUACCAUUCAGUAAAAUAGAACAAAAAAAGAUAUCCUUUGGGAAUUUUAUUUUUUUCUUCUUUUUUUUAAUUACCUUGUUAAGAGAGAAUAUAUGUAAGGUAA
Molecule: messenger RNA, 4509 nt
Organism: Frankliniella occidentalis (western flower thrips)
Lineage: Eukaryota; Metazoa; Arthropoda; Insecta; Thysanoptera; Thripidae
Gene: tous
Product: cilia- and flagella-associated protein 57
Exons: 19
Coding region: 238-4086 (1282 amino acids)
Molecular function (GO): protein binding
Source: RefSeq, a predicted model, not a curated record